AUGACCAAGUUAACACGGGGCCCGUCGAUACGCGUUUAUCCAUUAACUGAAACUCCCUCUAUUUUUACUUCUGGCCCAAGCGCGUCUUCACAAUUUAAUCCAACUCCGGUGACUUUAGUUGACAACGACUUUUUUUCUUCAAUAACUGAGGAUGAUCUUACUGAUAAUGAGUGGUUCACUUUUAGUCAACAAGAUUUAGAAGAUCUUCGACAAAGAAGCCUUAUCAACAAGGAAAAAAAUUCAGAUUCUGAUGAACUUAGUAAUACCUUGAGCUCUGUCGAUGUUGAUGACAUUAUUUCAUUAGGAAGCUCAACAAUAGAUGAUUUAUUUUCAGAUAAUGCUACUGAAGAUGAUAACGCUCAAACAACCUUAGGAGAUAAAACUCAUGAAGCGAUUGUCAUUAAUGAUGAUAAUGACGACGAUAACAACAAUAACAAUAACAACGACAACAACAACGACAACGACAACGACAAUGACGAAGACGACGACGACUUGGAUUUUGAUAUUGACAGCAAUGAUAGUUUUUUUAAUACCACACAGGAAGUCAAGUCAAAGAUAAACCCAAAUAACAAGGUUAAAAAUAUUUUGGAUUCCUCUAAUCUAGAAAAUUAA
Magnusiomyces paraingens is the source of this 612-nucleotide messenger RNA. RefSeq lists its product as uncharacterized. The coding region runs from base 1 to 612 and encodes 203 amino acids. The record is from RefSeq and is a predicted model, not a curated record. Lineage: Eukaryota; Fungi; Ascomycota; Dipodascomycetes; Dipodascales; Dipodascaceae. The transcript has a single exon.